Humulus lupulus (European hop) is the source of this 1662-nucleotide messenger RNA. RefSeq lists its product as uncharacterized. The record is from RefSeq and is a predicted model, not a curated record. The transcript has 3 exons. NCBI's taxonomy places the organism in Eukaryota, Viridiplantae, Streptophyta, Magnoliopsida, Rosales, Cannabaceae. Bases 1 to 1662 code for a protein of 553 amino acids.
AUGCCAUUUGGACUAACUAAUGCUCCUGCAGCUUUCAUGGGCCUCAUGAAUAGAGUAUUUAAGGAUUUCUUCGAUAAAUUUGCCAUUGUUUUUAUCAAUGAUAUCCUUAUAUACUCAAAGUCAGAAAAAGAACAUGGGGAACAUCUAAGAUGUAUGUUGGAAACUCUCAAAAAGGAACAAAUAUAUGCCAAAUUCAAGAAGUGUGAAUUUUUGCUCAAUAAAAUUAACUUUUUGGGACAUGUUGUGUCAAAAAGUGGGAUUUUGGUGGAUCCAGCUAAGGUAGAAGCAGUAAAAGGAUGGUCCCAACCAAGGAAUGCAACUGAAGUAAGAAGUUUUCUGGGCAUAGCUGGAUAUUAUCAACGAUUCAUAGAAGGAUUUUCCAAAAUUGCAACCCCACUUACGGCGCUCACUAUAAUGAAUAGUGGAUUCAUAUGGAUGGAAGUUUGUGAGGAGAGCUUUAUGGAAUUAAAUAAUCGACUAACUAAUGCUCCAAUCCUCACCAUCCCAAAUGGUACAGACGAGUUUGAAAUUUUCUGUGCUGCUUCAAAGAUGGGAUUAGGAGCGAUGUUGAUGCAAGAAAGGGGAGGAGUAGCUUACACCUUCAGACAACUAAAGGAUUACGAGAAAAACUACCCCACACAUGAUCUAGAGUUAGCUGCAGUAGUUUUUGCCUUGAAAAUUUGGAGACAUUAUCUCCACAGAGUAAGAUCUAACAAAGUAGCAGAUGCAUUAAGUAGAAAGACGUCGACAAGCUUGAUGUUCCUUCAAGCCUUGUCCAAACUACUACAACAGGAAGUAGUAAGAUCGGGUAUAGAAGUAGUAAUUGGAGGAUUGUCCAAUCUGACGUUGCAGUCGACUCUAUUGGAGGAAAUAAAAGAAGGUCAAGAAUCAAAUCCUCACCUAACCAAGGUCAAAGCAGAAGUCAAAGAAGAAAAAGUGAAGAAUUUUAAUGUUUUUGACUCAGAAAUAUUAAAAUUUAAUGGAAGAAUUUGCGUACCUACAAGAGAUGACAUUAGGAAAAAGAUUAGGAAUGAAGCUCAUAACACUCCAUACACAGUACACCCAGGCUCAACAAAGAUUUAUCAGGAAACCAUAGGGAUGGAACCCUAUGAAGCGUUAUAUGGGCGAAAAUGUCGAUCUCCUAUCCAUUGGCAUGAGGUGGGUGAAAGAAAGUACAUAGAGCAACAAAAUGGACCAGAUAUUGUGACGUUGCACAAUGGAAGUCGUUUGAAAAAUUCAACAGAGGAUAGCAGCAACUCAAAGUCGACAAAAGUGAUAUGCAGACAAACGAAGAAGACCAUUAGAGUUCCAAGUUGGAGAAAAAUUAUUUAUACGGAUAACACCAAUGAAAGGUGUUAUGAGAUUUGGACAAAAGGAAAGUUGAAUCCAAGGUUCAUUGGACCUUUUGAAAUAUUAGACCGAAUUGGAAAAGUGGCCAAUAAAUUGGCACUGCCACCAGAGUUGUCGAAUGUACAUGAUGUCUUCCAUGUGUUUAUGUUCAAGAAAUAUAUUCCUGAUUUCAGUCAUGUGUUGCAACAUGAAGUUAUCCAGGUGGACAAAGACCUUACCUAUGAGGAAAAACCUAUCCAAAUCUUGGAUCGAAAGAAUAAGGUCUUAAGAAAUAAAGAAAUACCUUUGGUCAAGGUAUUGUGGAGAAGCUAG